ACUAACAGGUCGCAGAGAUGAAAAUCUAGACACAGGAGCACAUAGAGAACUUGUACAGAAUAUUCAGCCAGUGGAGACCCCAUCAGACGUCUCUGCAGAACUAACAGGUCACAGUGAUGAAAAUCUAGACACAGGAGCACAAGGAGACCUACAGAAAAUUCAGCCAUCAGAUGUCUCUGCAAGUGACAUUAAUACUGACAUAGAUGUUAAAGCAGAAGAUCUGAGUGUAAUGUGUCAGCUGGAAGCUCCAAUGCAGGAAUUGUGUGACAGUGACAAUGCAGGUGAAAAAGAUGCUAAGAUUUCAUGUAACAUGGAACAAAUAGAAGAUCAGUGGCUAAGAAAUAUAACAGAAGCUGCAGAGCAGGAAAUAUGUGACAAUAUUAAUUCAGGUGAAAAGGAUGCUAAGAUUUCAUGUAACAUGGGACAAACAAAAGAUCAGUGGCUAAGAAAUGUCCAACCAUCAGAGCAGGAAAUGUGUGCCAAUAUAAGUACAGGUGAAUUUACAAACUGCAAUAAUCCUAGUCAUGAUCAGAGUCCAAAUGCUUCUUUAAAACUUCAAAAUCAAAGAAGCCACAUGGGAAAUUUAUGUACUGAAUGUGGGAAAUGUUUUCUUAAGAAAUCACAUCUUCUUAAACAUCUAAAAAUUCAUACAGGAAAAAAGCAAUUUUCCUGUCCUAUAUGUGGGAAAUGUUUUAACUGUAAAAACAUUCUUGUUGCUCAUCAGAAAAUUCAUACAGGGGAGAAAGGAUUUUCAUGUUCUGACUGUGGAAAAUGUUUUACUCGGAAAUCAACUCUUCUUAUGCAUCAACAAAUUCAUACAGGGGAGAAAGCAUUUUCAUGUUCUGACUGUGGAAAAUGUUUUAUCCUGAAAUCACAUCUUAUUAGGCAUCAAACAAUUCAUACAGGGGAGAAAGCAUUUUCAUGUUCUGACUGUGGGAAAUGUUUUACUCAGAAAUCAAAUCUCAUUACACAUCAGAAAAUUCAUACAGGGGUGAAAGGAUUUUCAUGUUCUGACUGUGGAAAAUGUUUUAUUCGGAAAUCAACUCUUCUUAUGCAUCAACAAAGUCAUACAGGGGAGAAAGCAUUUUCAUGUUCUGACUGUGGAAAAUAUUUUACUCUGAAAUCAACUCUUAUUAGGCAUCAAACAAUUCAUACAGGGGAGAAAGCAUUUUCAUGUUCUGACUGUGGGAAAUGUUUUACUCAGAAAUCAAAUCUCAUUACACAUCAGAAAAUUCAUACAGGGGUGAAAGGAUUUUCAUGUUCUGACUGUGGAAAAUGUUUUAUUCAGAAAUCAACUCUUAUUAGGCAUCAAACAAUUCAUACAGGGGAGAAAGCAUUUUCAUGUUCUGACUGUGGGAAAUGUUUUACUCUGAAAUCAACUCUUAUUAGGCAUCAAACAAUUCAUACAGGGGAGAAAGCAUGUUCUGACUGUGGGAAAUGUUUUACUCUGAAAUCAACUCUUAUUAGGCAUCAGAAAAUUCAUACAGGGGAGAAAGCAUUUUCAUGUUCUGACUGUGGGAAAUGUUUUACUCGGAAAUCAAAUCUCAUUACACAUCAGAAAAUUCAUACAGGGGUGAAAGGAUUUUCAUGUUCUGACUGUGGAAAAUAUUUUACUCUGAAAUCAACUCUUAUUAGGCAUCAAACAAUUCAUACAGGGGAGAAAGCAUUUUCAUGUUCUGACUGUGGGAAAUGUUUUACUCUGAAAUCAACUCUUAUUAGGCAUCAGAAAAUUCAUACAGGGGAGAAAGCAUUUUCAUGUUCUGACUGUGGGAAAUGUUUUACUCUGAAAUCACAUCUUCUUAGCCAUCAGAAAACGCAUACAGGAGAAAAAGCAUUUUUGUGUUCUGACUGUGGAAAAUGUUUUACUCGGAAAUCAACUCUUCUUAUUCAUCAAAAAAUUCAUACUGGUUCCCGAGAGACGUCCCAGCCCAUGUCUCUAAAUUGAUUAUUUUUGUCCUAGCGGCCACAAAACUGGCAGUAGCAAGGGCCUGGAAGCAACCCAACCCCCGGAUAUUGCAGUUGUUAUAUCUAUAAUGCAGGUAUACGCCAAAAUGGAACAAAGCUUCUAUUCUAACAUGGAUAAGGAGGACCUAUACUGGCAGAUUUGGGAGACUUGGUUUAAUUACCAAGGAGAUUACAGCUAAACAUAUAGGUAUGAUAUAACCCUUGCCACUUCCACUAUCAUAAUCAAACUUUCAUACCUAGUUAAGAUAUGCUUAUUAGCCAACGACUGCCGCCUCUUAAACCUAUUGUCAAAAUCUGACUAACCUCCCCUCUCCUGUACCCCCCUCCCUUUUACCUCCCCCCUCUCCCCUCUUACUCUCUUUCCUACAAAGUAGAACUUACUUCUUGCCCUAGCUCAUGUUUCCCUUUCCUAGUUAUCCUCUUACUAACAGCCCCCCCAGCCUGGGGCUGCGCACUACGAUUAAUAGAUGAAGUGUGUGGACAGGUAUUUCUAAGCUGACUGUCUGAAAACCAUAGAAUAAUUGAGUUAAUAUAUAGGACUGGAAGUUUACCCGGUCCCUAUAUUCGAGUUUGUUCAUACUAACUGGAAAAUUAGGUUUACAUGGUUGAUGUUUUACUCUAUACUAGACUUGCCUAAUCCACUCGCUCUACAUCUGCAUCAGUAGUUAGGUUUACUAUGUAAUUGCAACAAAAUAUUGUCUGUAUACUUGUGAACUUCCUGAUCAUUCAUGCUGUAACUUCUGUUGUGAUGUUUAAUCCUCAAUAAAAAGUUAUAUAAAAAAAAAAAAUUCAUACUGGGGAAAAAGGAUUUCCAUGUUCUAAAUGUGGAAAAUGUUUUAUCCUGAAAUCACAUCUUUUUAAGCAUCAGAAAACUCAUAUUAAAAGAAAUCAGAGUUUAACCUUCUAACUGAAGAGGAAUAAUAUGGUAGUUGUCACCCACACAAUACCAAGUGCUGAUGACUGCAUGUGACCCCCUGGGGCCUGUAGUUUUGGAGCUGUUUGAGGUCCCUUCUGCACCUCAAGCAUUUAUGAGGUGACCCCAGGGAUGAUUUGAUUUAAAAAUUAUGAUUUAAAUCACUAGUCUUUAAGACCAAUUUAGAUCAUGGUUUUCAUGUUUAGAAUAAGUUUUCAGAUUAUUUGUUUAUAGUUAUACCAGGCUAUUGCUAAAUUGGUUAUAUAUCAUUAGAUAUGCAUAGAUAAAUCAUUGAAAUGAAUGAAAUUAGUUGGAGGUGAAUUAUCUCCAGUUUAAUUGGUUAAUCAUUCACAUUUUAUCAACUUUUCACCUGUACUUUAUUGGAAGUAGGAAAAUUAUUACAUUAAUAACAAUAUAAAUAGUUUUAUUUUACUAAAACAAUAACAUUAUUUUUCAUUUUUAAUGCUUGGCCCUCCCUCCUCACACUUAGGUCCUUGUGCAGAUCUAUUCCACUCCAAACAAUCUUCUAUUCAGUGAGCUUCUUGAAACUUAAUAUGGGUUAAUUAUGUGUAUAUAGAUUUUCAGGGGAGCAAUGGCAUUAAAGGAAA
This is a messenger RNA of Bombina bombina (fire-bellied toad), 3486 nucleotides long. Its product is annotated as gastrula zinc finger protein XlCGF26.1-like. The record is from RefSeq and is a predicted model, not a curated record. NCBI's taxonomy places the organism in Eukaryota, Metazoa, Chordata, Amphibia, Anura, Bombinatoridae. The coding region runs from base 230 to 1945 and encodes 571 amino acids. The transcript is spliced from 6 exons.